AUGACAGAAAGGGUAACUACAAGAUGAUGAUACUCCAGAGGAGUGGCAAAGCUAGUCCCUUCUUUGACGAAAUGAGAGUUGUGCAAGGUCUAUGUUCAUACCUCAUGUAUAGGGCCAGUCACUCUCCCAUAUAACUGUAUCACUUGUAAACAGAAGAAUAACCCCACUUGUGUUAUAUGCGGCGAAGACAAAGGUAUCAUGAAAAAGAUUAGUAAUUUUAGAGAUAGUUCAAAGAAGACUGAAUACAUCCAUAUUAUAUGCGGGCUUCUUAGCGAUCAUGCCCUAGUUACUGACUGGAACACUAUGAAAUUACAAGUCAACUUUGACUCUCUUGAAGAUAACGAAAAUUCAGAUAGCGACCAAAAAUGAUCAAUUUGUGGCAAAAAUAAUGGGCAAUUAUUGACUUGCGAAAAAUGUCCACUCAAAGCUCACCCCUAUUGUGCUAUGGAGACCCGAUUUCAGACAUCUCAGAAAAGCAAAGAAGCCAGUGAAGUUGAUAAUGAUACCCAAAAUGCUGAUUCCCAAUCUGAAGGCGACCCUCCAGUUCCUUUCUGGAAAAUCAAGAUAUUUAACAAAAUAAAUCCAGAAAUAAUUCCUAAGGAGACUCGUGAAAAGAUUAUCUUUACAGUUCCAGUACCAUACGAAGAUCCUUUAAGCCAGGAAGAAUCUGAAGAAGAGAAGGAUUCCAAGAAUGAAGAAAACCAAACCAAGACAAGCUCCCAAGAAAAUUCUCAAAAAAGUGACAAAUUUCAAUACAAAGAUAACUUUUGGAAAAGAGGUGGAUACAUUUCAGUUAGAUGCCCACUGCACAAGCCUAAGCCCAAAGAAUGAUUCUGACACUACGAUCAGUACCAAUACGAUGAGAAGUAUGAAGAUGAACUAGAGACUGACUCUAAACAAGACAAUGCAAGACCUAAUACCCCUGGUGACGGACUAGUAAUUUGCUGAGACCAUUGAGGUAUCUGGCAUCACUGCUCUUGAGAAGAAAUCAACCCUGAUUUGAUUAACACAUAUGAUACUUACAAGUGAAAGAAGUGAUCAGAAUGGGAAGAUUUUAAGAAAACCACACUUUUAGCAAUAAUGAUCAACCAAGAUCCGAUCCAGCAGUGAGAUUUUGCGUUUCCAGUCAAACCUUAUACUUUUCAAAUGUUCGAAUACAUGGAAUGAGCUAGAGCUAUUUUCUGUAAGUCAGCUUACAUUUUUGAUAACAGAACAAAGCUUGCUAAAAAGUCAACAAUUUAUGCAGAUAUUCUCAAAAAUCUUGAAAGGAUGCCUUUCCCAUUUGACACAGUCCGGGAGCUGUGCAUGGAGAAGCUCAAGUCAUCACUCGGUGGUGAGAAUAUGGCUCUGGAAGAGCUAAAGAAAUACGAAUACAAGAUAUUCAAAAAAGUCUUUGACAAGGAUCUAAACACUGAUGAAGAAGCUUUGAAAUAUAACAGAAACAUCUUUAGUAAUCUAAAGUAUCUUGCUGAUACUUAUAUCAACGCCAAAAUAAUUAAAAGGAGGAAGAUGAAUCCUGACUAUCUGAACUGCCUCAAAUGAAUGAAGCUCCUCGCCCUGAGUGCUCAGAUGAGAGAUAUCGUAAUCUACGGCGAACUAUAUACCAUUCAAGAACUUGUAGACAUGCAUAGAGAAGUAUCAGAGAUAUUUUUUCCAAGUCAGACAAACUUAGAAGAAGUCACAUGGGACUUACGAGAGGAAUUCCUUACUGUUACUGGAGCCAUUAUUCAAGACUACAACAUAUGGAAGGCUGAACUUCUAAAGAUCGUUAAAUCCCAGCAAGAAAAGAUGGGGAAGAUCCAAUAUCAUCUCGGAAAUAGGAUCGAGUAUAAGAUAGAGAGUGAAAAUUUCAAAAAACUAGGCUUGACUGAAAAGUUUCGAAAUUCUAGCCAAGUCAUUGUACGGUGGGAACUUCUCAUCCAAAACAAGCCUAGCUACAAAGAAAUUAUCGAUCAUUUUGAGAAGGCAAAGCAAAGCUUGAUGGUCAACACUUUAGAGGAGCAGGAACUCUUUGAAGAAUUUAUUGGUCACAUUGACAUAUGGACCACCAAAUAUCAGAUAGUGAAGUCAAAUAACCUCCCUGAAGAAAUGGAGCUAAUCGAAAUCCAAAUGUUGUUAGAAGAGGCAGCUGAAACUUGCCUGUUUAAAUUUCCUGAACUAAUAAAAGCUCUUGAAGAGUAUAAAGCUAGCCUCAAUACAUUUCUCCAAUUUGAUCAUUACAUCAACAAUGUUGUGAGUCUAUCCAAGCUCAGGAAGUUUAUUAACAAGUUUAAAGAAAACAGUCAAGAUGUUAAUCCAGAAAUGCUACAGAAGUGUAAGGGCAAGUACAAGAAGGGGAAGGAAUAUAUUACCAGCCUUGAAAAUGAUACUAAAAAUAUCAAUACUUUGAGCUUAUUUCUGACCAAUAUCAAGCCCAGGCUUGAUGCUGAGAAUGGACCAAAGGUAAAGUUCAGUCCUUCCCUCAAAGCAGCCAUAAAUGGAAAGCAUCGGAUCUUAAAGAUAAAGGAAUACCUCAACAGGGGCAAGCCUGUAAAUUUAUCUCUAAAUGAUAUUUAUCAAAGUAUAACUCUGUUUAGCCAAGUUUAUCCUGAUUUUAUACCAGAAAAAAUCCUACAGCCCCUGCACAAAAGACUCGUAGCCACAAUGGAUGAGAUUCCAAAGCUAGUCAGGAUAAUAUCAUCCCCUGAAGCACCAGAUUUCUUUGAAAAGCUUCUUAAAAUAAAAAAGCGGAUCUUAUACAACGGGAUUAUGCCUACAAGUAUCCACAAGAUGAUAAAAUCUUGGGCGGUGUGUAAAGAACUUGAGACGGAAAUUACCCAAGAAAUGCAAGGAUUCUCGCCAAAAGAGAUUACUUACCAAGACAUUAUUGUAUGUCUUGAAGAACAAAAGAUCCAGGAAUUUAAUGACCUCGAAGAAAAAGGGAUUAACCAAAUCAAAGGAGAGACUCUUAAAAAGCUCAUACAGGAGUUAGCAACUGCAGAUUGGGCCCUUCGAUACAGAUAUUGGAGUAGGAAACAACAGAGAGACAGAGGUGAAAUGAAAUCCCUCAAAAAUGAUGCAGAAGAUGAGCCUAGUAUUCAACGGAUUAAAGAAUACUCCAUUUUCAUCAAAGAUAUGGAAGCCUUAGAGGCGUAUGACCACUUCUUAGCCCUUUCUUACGAUAAAUCUCAGAUCAGGGAUGUUCUAGAGCUUAGGAAUGAUCUUAGCAGAGAAAUCAACUUUGCAUUCAAUAUCAUGAAAGUAGACAAAAAGAACGAGCAAAGUUUGAUCAAGAAAAUUAAAUGGAAGGAUCUAUUCAAUCAACUUCAGGAGGAACUCAACGGAGAGAAUCAUAAAAAGAGGAUCCAAAAGGAGAAGUCCAAAGAAAACGACUACCUCCUGGACUGAGACCAACUCCAAGCAAUGGAUCUUUGCUUAGGUUUGGAUGCAGGCAUGGUAGGAUAACCUCUAAUUUUUCAAUAUUUAUUAACAAAGUC
This is a messenger RNA of Moneuplotes crassus, 3476 nucleotides long. NCBI's taxonomy places the organism in Eukaryota, Ciliophora, Spirotrichea, Euplotida, Euplotidae. The record is from the annotation of a GenBank genome assembly.